AUGAGCGGGGUUGCUCUGGUUCUGUUUGCUCUUCUCUUAAGAGCACUAGCUUCUUGCUAUGAACAUCCACACGAUGGGAUUUUAGUGGACAAAACUCUUUUGGUUGACAAAGGCCUUAACUUAUGUAAAAAUGAAUACAGAAAUAGAAAUUGGUGAAUACCAAUGGCUGUGUAUUUGUAUAUUUGCCUCCCAAAACUGUCAGGCUUUGAGUAGCCACCUCACAUCAGAUUAUGUAAAAGCCAACAUGUGUUUACAGCUGAGUUUUCAUCUUUCUGGCUUUGUCUGUUUAUGCUAUUUUCAUGUAUGUCCCAUUUUCAUAAGAGCUAUGGGAAACAAAAACUUACAGCUCACAGCAUGGCUGAUAAACUGCACACAGUUGUCGAGCACCAGAAUUUUUCUGACUGGAGAAAGGUGCAUAACGAUUACAAUCAAACUAUACUGCAUGACAGAGCACUGUUUGCUGAUUGGAGUAGUUGGAUUCACGACAUCUGGAAUUUCAUGUCUGACCGAGUUUUUACUGAGUCUGAAACUGUCAGGAAGAAAAGAAAGCUGCCAGAGAAAAAGUGCUUCCUGGAAGAACAUGUUCUUCAAAACCCUGUCUACCUCUGUACGUGUAUGUGCUGCUCUGCUCCUUGGCUGCACUUUGACACGCAUGUCCACUGUGCAUGGCAGCAUCAACCCUGUGGUGAAUAAGACUAGAAAGAGCUGUGCUUACACUUGCACUCUGUCACCUGACUUUCUCAAAUACAAGAAAGUUUUGUGUAAAAUGAACUGCUUACCAAAGAAACAAAUGGAUGAAAGCCAAACAACUGAAAACUGUUUGCAUGCUUACAAAAACACAAGAUGCAAAAAAGAAGACAUUUCUCAUCUGCUGAAGUACUAUAGGAUUGCUACGAUUAAAGGUAUAGGCCAUGUAAGAAUUAUAGGAUUGCGAAUUACAUCUGUGUCAAUGUUCCUGCUCUGUAACACAGCAGCUGUUAUUUUUAGCAAUUAUCAGCCUAGAUACCCUACCAACCACAGAGCCAGUCAUUCCAAACUGAGGUUAAUGCUGCUUUUCACAGUCUCAUGGUGCUCCUUCAGUUCACUACCUGUGACUGUACAACAGUCUGGAUGUUCUUGCAAAGUCCACCACAAAGUAUUUGGGAUCUCGUUUGUCCUGUGCAUAUCCUGUGAUCUGGGGAAAACUAAACUGGAGUUAAUGGCCUUCAGGGCUACAUUUCCAGGCAAUAUUAUGAAGUGGUUUGGGACUCCACAACAGAGACUCAGUGUUUUUGCCUUCAUUAUAUACCAGGAUCACAUUAGUUUGCUUUGGCUAAUGGUUAAUUCAUCCUCAUUCAACAAAAAUAUGAAAAGUCAGAAGGAAAAGAUCAUUAUACAAAGGAGCUUAGGCUCAGUCAUACAAAUCCUAUGUAUACUGGGUCAGUUAGGACUUGUGGAUGUACCAUGAUUAUUUUUAAAAUAUUUUUAGAGCCAAGCAAAAACCCUAUACUGAAGCUCUUUUUUUAUAACUCCAUACUCAUCUGCAUGGCAUUAUGAGCACUGGUCAUCAAUUUUGGAGCAUAACAGUGUCUGUUUAAUAAGUAAUAUUUGAUAGUUGCUUUCAUUUCUUAUUAUUGUGUGAGCAUAGUUUGAAGUGCAAUUAAAAACAGUUUUGAUGCAAUUA
Messenger RNA from Pangasianodon hypophthalmus (striped catfish), 1663 nucleotides. RefSeq lists its product as uncharacterized. NCBI's taxonomy places the organism in Eukaryota, Metazoa, Chordata, Actinopteri, Siluriformes, Pangasiidae. Gene Ontology annotation, biological process: G protein-coupled receptor signaling pathway. Gene Ontology annotation, molecular function: G protein-coupled receptor activity. Gene Ontology annotation, cellular component: membrane. The transcript has 5 exons. The record is from RefSeq and is a predicted model, not a curated record. Bases 131 to 1447 code for a protein of 438 amino acids.